UCAGCCGACCAUCAUAUGGCAUCCGACGCCGCCUCCCACCUCUCUCGGCCACUCCGUCUCCUUCUCGAAUCCGCCCCAGAGGCACCCUCCGCCGAAACCAUCCUCGCCCUUGCCGAUAGUCUCGUCCUCGAAUUCUCCACCUCGUCCAGCCCGGGCGCUCUCCUCAGUGCGCUUGAAGAGGAGCUCGAAGAAAUCUACGAUCAGGUCAUCGACCAUGCCACUCCAAACCAGGCGGAGGUCUUCCUCGCCGUAUUGUACCAUCUUCAUCCCAUAUUGCCGCCUGCAUCGAUUAUCUCGACUUGGUUUGACCUGAUAUUGCGGCCGGCGCUGCGCGAGCCGAAGCUGCCUACCCCUUCCGUGGAGCAUGCGAAGCAGCUCAUUCUGACCGCGCUUGACCCUGACUCUCGUGCGAUUGCUGUGGCGGAUGAUGCUUCGGAUGAGGAAAGGGAGAGCGAACGCGCAAGACAGAGGGAGAAGAUCGGCGAAUUUCGGCGGCGACUCAUGGACUUGUAUCUCUUGGAUGCGCUCAAUGAGAGUUCCGGUGAGGAUGUACUUGAGUGGGCGGCACUUGAUACGGACCAGCGAGAGAAAAAGGCCUGUUGGAAAGCUAACCUGGAGGACAUACUUGUCAGGGUUGGGCUAGAAAGGCCACAGGAUUUCUUGACCGUUGUCUACCACUGUUUCUACUCUCCAAAUACGCGCUUGCAACUGUUCAUCCUCCUCAAUCGAUAUACCUCUCGGCCCGAAUUCCAAGACGUUUCCUCCGUAUUUGCCUCUCACAUGUUAAUGACGAACAUCAUCCACUGCCUCAUCUUUGACGGCUCUUCCACCGUCGCGAUUCACGGUCUUACCGUGCUCACAAAAUUGCUACCGAUCUUCGCCGUUAAGGCUUGCGAAGACCUCAAACGCCUCCUUCCUAUGUUAUACGUUGUCCUCGCUCGCAUCAUCUGCUGGCGCGAACGCGAGAAUCCUCUGCCUUCUCAGGCCUCCAAUUCUAAUGCCAUUGCCGACAGCGACGCGGAGAAUAAUGACGAACAGGGCCUUCCAGAGACUGUAUAUGCGCUCCCAAUGAGAGAGGAUCUGGAUUGGAGACGUUUAGAGCAGACCUUUCACGGCGGCGCGUCGUCUCCGCCAUCCGCAGCCGACUACUUCAGGUUUCUGUACUACCUCUUCCCGUGCAAUACCAUUCGCUUUCUGCGAUUCCCCGUUCAGUAUCUGACCGGUCGCGAAAUUGACAACCCGUAUGCUAUUCCAUGGGAAGAAGCGCUAGACGAGGAAAAGAUUCGGAGCAAAAGCGAGCCACUAAUGCGCGGACAUAUCCUACACCCGCUGCUCAUCUGGCGCGGACCCGAAGAGGAACUCGCGCGUCCCGACUUCUGGGCUCAGUACGAUAUCGCGCGCAUCGUCGGCGACUGCACAAUGCUGGAUGUGCGGAACGCGGCGCUCGGCAUGCAGCAGCGCGCGCCCGCGUUGCUCUCUACCGACCUUGGUUCCAGUUCUUCCCUUGUCUCCAUGCCAGUCGCCGUCGCGCACACUCCGUCUCUGCCUACCUCCAUCGAACCGUCCCGUGUCUCCUCGCCGACGAUUAUCCCGGGAGACCGUAUCGCCCUGCCGGCACGUCCCCGGGUGUCCCUGCAGGACAUGAUCGCGACGUCGGUCGCGCUCAAGUCCGGGCUGGACGUCGAGAUGGUGGACCCAUCACCAUCAUGGUCCAUGUUGCUCUCGUCGCGGCCGCCGACCCGCUCGCCGUCGAUGGACGCGGUGCCUCAAGAGCAUGCGGAAGGCGGUGAGCGGGCACGGAGGGGCUCGCGGGAGUCACAUCAGGAGUGGGGCGGGCAGCACGUGCCGAUGCAGAUUGGGCAGGCGUUGGCGGGGCUGCAGAGGGAGGUGUUGCUGUUGAGGAACGAGCUCAAUUUUGAGCUGUGGAACGCAAGAGAGAAUGUGAAGCAUAUCGGGAGGCUGUACGAGGACCGGGUGCUGUCAAAGACGGCCGAGCUGGAGAGGCAGGGACUGCAUAACAGGCUGCGAGAGUACAAAGCGCAAAUGACGCAUUUGCAGCGUGCGCUGAAGGAGCACAAGUCGCAGGCGUUGACAGUGAAGAACCAGUAUGUGGACUGGAAUCGAAAGUUGCAGGACAAGGUUGCAGAGUUUAAGAACAAAGUCAAGAGUUUGGAGUCGGAGAUGAACGCUAUGCGCGCAGCGGACAAAGACGCUAAGGAGAAGUACGCCGCGCAAGACAGGCUAGUAGCAGAAUCGGCGCAGAAGGCGUUCGAGUUGCAGACGAAGAUCAAGGAAAGCAAGCCCAAGGUUGAUAGGUUACACGAUUAUGAGAAGCAGAUCGAGCAGCUCAUCAAACUGCAGCGUCUAUGGGAGAUCGACAUCAACAAGCUGAAAGAGCAGACGGAGUGCUUGCAAGUCUUCACGAGUAAAUAUCACAAGAUGGAGCUAAGAUUGGAUACCUACGAGAAGACCCACGCUGAGAUGAACGAAAUGAUGCGAAGCUACCGGCAACGCGUUCACACGCUGGAGACUCAGCUUUCGUUCGCACAUAGACAACAGGACAGUACGCGUAAAACAAUAGCAUUGGCCAAUAUGUCGUCGGCCGGUGCAGAGGUGAGCAGGUUAAAGCAAGCGAACCAACGGCUACGAGACGAUAACGCAGAACUACGGGAGGAGAUUGAGGAAGUGAAGGCGAUGGUCGAGUUGCUGAAGCACCAGGUGAGCGAGCAGCGGAGGGUUAGCAUGAACAUGGGCAGGAGGCAUUCGCGGUCGGUGUCGGGCAUGCAGGAACAAGGAACUGAGAGUGACGCGGCGUCGACAUGAGGUUGAGGCGAUGGUUCGAGUGGCUGCAGGUGCUUUGUUGUGAUCACGAUCGGGGAGGAGUUGUUGUACUCAAGUGUAACGCGGAAGGAUAUGGAAUACGGA
Molecule: messenger RNA, 2925 nt
Organism: Laetiporus sulphureus 93-53
Lineage: Eukaryota; Fungi; Basidiomycota; Agaricomycetes; Polyporales; Laetiporaceae
Exons: 7
Coding region: 16-2823 (935 amino acids)
Biological process (GO): negative regulation of TOR signaling; regulation of cell cycle
Cellular component (GO): TSC1-TSC2 complex
Source: RefSeq, a predicted model, not a curated record